Molecule: messenger RNA, 1740 nt
Organism: Hibiscus syriacus
Lineage: Eukaryota; Viridiplantae; Streptophyta; Magnoliopsida; Malvales; Malvaceae
Product: inorganic phosphate transporter 1-4
Exons: 1
Coding region: 43-1629 (528 amino acids)
Biological process (GO): transmembrane transport; phosphate ion transport
Cellular component (GO): membrane
Molecular function (GO): phosphate transmembrane transporter activity
Source: RefSeq, a predicted model, not a curated record
GGAAAUAGCAGAUAAAGAAGUUUGUGAGUGAGUGAGGUAACUAUGGCUAGAGAGCAAUUACAGGUGCUUAACGCUCUUGAUGUAGCCAAAACACAAUGGUAUCAUUUCACUGCCAUUAUCAUUGCUGGGAUGGGCUUCUUCACCGAUGCAUAUGAUCUCUUCUGCAUAUCUCUCGUCACCAAAUUGCUUGGCCGCAUAUACUAUCAUGUUGAUGGUGCAGAGAAGCCUGGAACUUUGCCUCCAAAUGUAUCCGCUGCGGUUAAUGGUGUGGCUUUCUGUGGGACACUAGCGGGCCAACUCUUCUUUGGUUGGCUUGGUGACAAGCUAGGCCGAAAGAAGGUUUAUGGUAUGACUCUAAUGCUCAUGGUCAUAUGCUCUGUCGCAUCGGGUCUCUCUUUUGGUCAUACCCCUAAAUCUGUCAUGGCAACCCUUUGCUUCUUCCGGUUUUGGCUUGGCUUUGGCAUUGGUGGUGACUAUCCACUUUCUGCCACCAUCAUGUCUGAGUAUGCUAACAAGAAGACUCGCGGAGCUUUCAUUGCUGCAGUGUUCGCUAUGCAAGGUUUCGGAAUUUUAACAGGUGGUAUUUUUGCAAUUAUAUUAUCCUCUGCAUUCAAGACCAUGUUUGAAGCUCCACCGUAUGAGGUUGAUGCACUUCGCUCCACGGUUUCGCAAGCAGACUACGUUUGGCGUAUUAUUUUGAUGGUUGGAUCGCUCCCUGCUGCUCUUACUUACUACUGGAGGAUGAAGAUGCCUGAAACUGCCCGUUACACCGCACUUGUUGCUAAGAAUGCAAAGCAGGCUGCAUCUGAUAUGUCAAAGGUCCUACAGAUGGACAUCGAGGCCGAACCACAAAAGAUUGUGCAAAUAGAAAAGCAGAAAUCCGGAUUCGGUUUGUUUUCUAAGGAGUUUGCUAAACGCCAUGGACUUCACCUGCUUGGAACAACAUCCACUUGGUUCUUGCUUGACAUUGCAUUCUACAGCCAAAACUUGUUCCAAAAGGAUAUCUUUAGCGCGAUUGGGUGGAUCCCUUCAGCAAAGUCCAUGAAUGCUAUUGAAGAAGUUUUCAGAAUUGCAAGGGCACAAACACUAAUUGCUCUUUGCAGCACUGUACCAGGCUACUGGUUCACGGUGGCUUUUAUUGACAAGAUAGGGAGAUUUGCCAUCCAAUUAAUGGGAUUUUUCUUCAUGACAGUGUUUAUGUUUGCACUGGCUAUUCCGUAUGACCACUGGACGCACAAGGACAACCGAAUCGGCUUUGUUGUUAUGUACUCGUUGACCUUUUUCUUUGCGAAUUUCGGACCAAAUGCCACAACAUUCGUAGUUCCAGCCGAGAUUUUCCCAGCAAGGUUGAGGUCCACUUGCCACGGAAUCUCAGCAGCCUCGGGAAAGCUCGGAGCUAUCGUUGGUGCAUUUGGAUUCUUGUAUUUGGCUCAGAAUAAGGAUAAAUCCAAGGCAGAUGCAGGGUACCCUGCAGGCAUUGGGGUAAAGAAUUCACUCAUUGUAUUAGGCGUAGUCAAUGCCUUGGGAUUCCUCUUCACAUUCUUGGUGCCAGAAUCUAAAGGAAAAUCCCUAGAAGAGAUGUCAGGUGAGAAUGAAGAUCAUGAACCACAAGGAGAGGCAGAGCUGUAGUCAUCUACCCACCUCGGGGCAGGUCCACUUGCCUAAGACAUGGACUCAUAAACCAGUUGUAUACUACACAGACUACGAUUGUUCCUCUUGUUAAGGGGAUUAAUUUGCUCA